GGCCGAUUGUGUGCGACAACUUUGAUUUGUGAAAGAAUGGGUGAAUGUGUUCACCAGUGCGAUCAUCCACUUGGUAGUAGUCAGUCAACUAGUGGAAUAUCAAAUUUAAAAUCUGAUGGCUCCCUGAUCGACGAAAAUAUGUUUGGGGAGAGAAUAAGUAAAGCCUUUUCACCCCCGAAAAACAGAUUAGCUCCCCUUCUUGGAAAGAAGCUAUUCAUGCAUUAUGAAUCUGGCACACUUCGUGACAAGCAAAUGGAGCACGUGUUAAAGAAACUUAAAGGUGAAGUCGUCGAGUUUUUCAGCCGAGAUGUGCACUACGUCAUCACAAAUCGCCCGUCCGCUCGGCUGACAUCAGUAGCUUCAGGCGAGGAAUCACUAAGUACACCCCUCAGAAAGUCCAUUUCACUUCAAAACCAACAUUCUACUUCCCAAGUGCCAAACAGUCUUAAAGUCCCUGUACUUACAGGAAGUAAGUCAGUGAACAACCCCGUGACACGUGGUCGUGCUAUGCUUCUUGCUGCCCGAAAAAUCGCUACUGAAGAUUCAAGUGCUACUCCUUCGAGCCGUACAGCAUCAUCAGUGUUGAGUCAGGUUCAGGCCUCCAAUGAUACGUCUUCUAUUGUACAGUCCUCUCAACCAUCUCUCACAUCAAACACACUGGGAUGUAGUCAAUGGUCAAAUUCAAAUACCGAUUUGCUAUUCAAAGCUCGCCAGUUGGGUAUUAAGAUUCUUACUAUUGAUACUGUAAAUAAAUGGAUAAAAAAUCUUCCCUCAGAUGUUCAGUCCUAUAUUCAGUCAGCACAACGAGGAGACAAUGAAGACCAAUUGAAUGAAGUGAUCAAUGAUCCAGAACGAGAUAGACUCCAUGAAGUUCGACACCUUGUCAGUCCAUGUAUCAAGGUGAUUGAUACAAAAAAUCACUAUAGACCGAUUUAUUUGGAUAAAACAGACUAUCUGCCUGAAUUAUGGAAUUUAGUCGAUCGUUAUAAGUCAAAAUCGAAAUCUUCACAGGAGACAUUCAGUCGUGGUGUACAAGAUUGUCCAUCAUCGCCUAUGCCAUUGAAAAGUACUAAUAAUAUCACUGUUGGAACUCCUGUCGCCUCCACCACCACCACCACUGCCGCUGGUGGGGGUGGUGUUGCUGGUAGUGUUCCAGGAGCAAGUGUUGGCUUUCCCGUACACCACAACAAUCCAAGUCAUCUUGUCUCUGGGACAACAGGUACACAAUCAGUUUUAACGCGUAAAGACAGUCGGGCAAGACGGAAACAUCGACUACAGAAACACAAUACUGCUACACCAUUACAACGUACAGCCUCUUUAGCAGUUAAAGGAAUUGAUAGUAAUCCUAAAGCGAAUUCAACUAUUGCAGCUGUAGAUGAUGAACCAUCCGGUUAUUGUGAAUGUUGUUCCGUAAAUUUUAAAAGUUUAUUUGAGCAUCUUCAUUGUGCAGAUCAUUUACAAUUUGCAAACAAUUCUGAGAACUAUCGUCUUCUCGAUGAUGUACUGAACAAGUUGCCGACAUUACAAGAGUUUUUAGAAGCAAAUAAAACGUCUAAUAGUAAUAAUAAUAAUACUGCCACUAAUACCACUAUUAUGACUACUGACACUGGUACCACUACUAUUUCCAAUGCCAGAAUCACUAACAGCACUGCUACCACGAAUACUAACACUACGACUACCGCUGUUGCUGCUGCUCCUCCUCCUACUACUACUACACAUGUGAACACUACUCAUAGUACUACUACUCCUACUCCUCCUCCUACUACUACUACUCCUAUUGAUACUUAUACUACCAACACGACUACUCUACAGUCUUCAUUUUACUUAAAUCCUAUUUCAAUCAGUCCAGUUUUAUGUAAACCUCAAACAGAUUAUCUGUUCGAUGUAUUAAAGGAUAAAACAGAAGAAAAAGAGAAUGCUGCCCCUGGUCCAGUGUCAAUAUACGCUGAUGGAAAUGCUACAGGAUUUGUUGUUACUGGACGAGAAGAAUUCAAUGCCAGUGGGAAAAAUCCUCUUACAGAAACUAAUAAUAAUCAUAAUAAUAACGUUCCACCUGUACUGAAUCUCUCUGAUCCAUGUACACCGUUACCGAUGAAUCAAUUCUUCACUGAAUCCGGUUCAGAAAUAUUCAGUAAUCAUGCAGAUUUAACAGACAUUUAUGGAGAAGUAGGCGGAGGAGAAGUAGGAAUAGUAUCGAAAGCUGUUCCUCUUCCCAACCCUGGAACUGCUGGCAGUAUCUUAGUCGAUGUUGAUGGUGAAGAUAAUGUUGAAUUGGAUGAAGAAGAGGCAGCAUUCCUUUAUCUACUUUAAUGAAUAAGAAGCGAAAAAUAAAAUCCAAGAAAUAACGAAAGAAAGUUUUCUCCUUGUUAAAUUGUAAAUUUUUUCUCUGUCCAUUAUAAUGAUCUCUUCCAAUUUCUAACUAUGAGUGCUUUCAUUUUAGUAUUACUAUUAUCAUUAUAAUUAUGAUUAUUAUUGAUCGAAGAAUGAAUGAAAUGAUACUUUCUAGUCUCUAUCUCUCUUUGUUUUUGUUUUAAUGAAAUAAACAAUUACGAUGUUUAUGUGCCGCCGUUUUUUGGCGGGAAAAAUGAAAUAGGCUUUUUUAAAAUUCAAAUUCUUACUUUUCUAUUCUAUGUGAUCACAAUUGUUGUUAUGUAUGUAAUUUUUGAUUAUGUGCUGAAUCUUUUAAUUUGUUUGUUUGUUUAGGUAUAAAAAUCUAUUUAUGAUAUGUGAUGAUGUAAAUAUACAUAAAUAUUAUUACGUAAAAUCAGAGUUUAGCAUGAAAUGAGUUAUGUUGUCGGACUUAUGCAUGGUAUUUACUUUCUUUCUCCUUUUCUCCCAAUUUCUUGAAUGUCAG
Messenger RNA from Trichobilharzia szidati, 2854 nucleotides. The record is from the annotation of a GenBank genome assembly. NCBI's taxonomy places the organism in Eukaryota, Metazoa, Platyhelminthes, Trematoda, Strigeidida, Schistosomatidae.